CCUCACUUACGGGCUGUGUGUUCCAUACACAGGAAGUGACUUUCUAUUGGUUGCUGCAGCCUUCCAGUUUCCGUCGUGAUCAGACCACUGACCUGUGAGGAACCAGAGUGUUUACUAGACGUGAGGAUGAGAUGCAUCACUGAUUCCCUGAGGAUGGAGCACGACAGGAGUCACAUGUCUGAGAGGAUCCUAAAUCUCACCCUGGAGAUCAUCUACCUGCUGACUGGGGAGGAUUACACCAUAGUGAGGAAGAUAUCUGUUGAGUGUGAAUUACCAAGCAGCAGUUCUAUCAUGUCAGGAGAACUGAGCAGGACCCAGAGCCCCAUCACGGUGCCUCAACCUCACUCACUGAUACAUGAGAGAGACAAUGACCAGAAGAUCCUGGUACUCACCAACAAGAUCAUUCAGCUGCUGACUGGAGAGGAGGGGGAGUAUAUAGAGGAACACAGGGGUCUGUACAAGGACGUGAUGAUGGAGAAUCACCGGCCCAUCACAUCACUGGAUGGGCCCAGUAACAGAGAUACCCCAGAGAGAUGUCCCCGUCCUCUGUAUUCCCAGGAUUGUACAGAGGAGAAUCACAGGACCCCACAGGAGGAUCAGGGUGAAGAUCUGACUAAUAUAAAGGGAGAAGAAGAGACGUAUGUGGCUGAUAUGAGGGCAGAAGAUAUAGAGGGAGAAGAGACGUAUGUGACUGAUAUGAAGGCAGAAGAUAUAGAGGGAGAAGAAGAGACGUAUGUGACUGAUAUGAAGGCAGAAGAUACAGAGGGAGAAGAAGAGACGUAUGUGACUGAUAUGAAGGCAGAAGAUACAGAGGGAGAAGAAGAGACGUAUGUGACUGAUAUGAAGGCAGAAGAUACAGAGGGAGAAGAAGAGAUGUAUGUGACUGAUAUGAAGGCAGGAGAUAUAGAGGGAGAAGAAGAGACGUAUGUGACUGAUAUGAAGGCAGAAGAUAUAGAGGGAGAAGAAGAGACGUAUGUGACUGAUAUGAAGGCAGAAGAUACAGAGGGAGAAGAAGAGACGUAUGUGACUGAUAUGAAGGCAGAAGAUAUAGAGGGAGAAGAAGAGACGUAUGUGACUGAUAUGAAGGCAGAAGAUAUAGAGGGAGAAGAAGAGACGUAUGUGACUGAUAUGAAGGCAGAGGAUACAGAGGGAGAAGAAGAGACGUAUGUGGCAGAUAUAAGGGCAGAAGAUAUAGAGGGAGAAGAAGAGACGUAUGUGACUGAUAUGAAGGCAGAAGAUACAGAGGGAGAAGAAGAGACAUACGUGACGGGUGAUCAGCAGUGUAAGGAGGAGAAAAUCCCUACAGAUAUCAGCACAGAUGAAUGUAACAGAAGAAAUAUAUUGGCUGAACGUCCCAUUGUAUCUCCAGAUUGUGAAAUUGAAGCUAAAGACAUCAUGCGAGAUUCUCUGGAAGACCAUGUGAUCCCAAUUAUACAUCCAGUACCUCACAGUGCAGAUAUAUCAUCUGUUACCUUUAAUCAUGAGGAAUUUUCACCUGAUACCUCAGAUAUUGGUCAAUCUAUCACAUCUCUUAGAGUUGAUACACCAUUUCCCAAUGCUGUACAUGACCUAUGUUUUACUCAGAGCACAAAGAUUAUUACCCAUCAGCCACCUAAGACAGGUGAGAGGCCAUUUCCAUGCUCUGAGUGUGGGAAAUGUUUUACAUACAAAUCACAGCUUGUUAAACAUGUGAGAUGUCAUACAGGUGAGACACCAUUUCCAUGCUCUGAGUGUGGGAAAUGUUUUAGACUGAAAUUAGAUCUUGUUAGACAUGAGAGAAGUCACACAGGUGAAAAGCCAUUUCCAUGCUCUGAGUGUGCAAAAUGUUUUACUCAGAAGUCGCAGCUUGUUCAACAUGCGAGAUGUCAUACAGGUGAGAAGCCAUUUACAUGUUCUGAGUGUGGGAAAUGUUUUAGUUUCAAAGUAAAUCUUGUUAGACAUGAGAGAACUCACACAGGUGAAAAGCCAUUUUCAUGCUCUGAGUGUGGGAAAUGUUUUACACGCAAAUCAUAUCUUGUUGUGCAUGAGAGACAUCAUACAGGUGAGAGACCAUUUCCAUGCUCUGAGUGUGCAAAAUGUUUUACUCAGAAGUCGCAGCUUGUUCAACAUGCGAGAUGUCAUACAGGUGAGAGUCCAUUUACAUGUUCUGAGUGUAGAAAAUGUUUCAAACGCAAAUCACAUCUUGUUACACAUCAGAGAAAUCACACAGGUGAGAAACCAUUUCCAUGCUCUGAGUGUAGAAAAUGUUUCAAAGACAAAUUAUAUCUUGUUACACAUCAGAGAAGUCACACAGGUGAGAAACCGUUUCCAUGUUCUGAGUGUGGGAAAUGUUUUACUCGAAAAUCACUGCUUGUUGAACAUUUGAGAAUUCACACAGGUGAGAAACCAUUUCCAUGCUCUGAGUGUGGGAAAUGUUUCACACAGAAAUCACAUCUUGUUAUACAUCAGAGAAAUCACACAGGUAAGCUGCCAUUUCCAUGUUCUGAGUGUGGGAGAAGUUUCAAACACAAAUCACUACUUGUUACACAUCAGAGAAGUCACACAGGUGAGAAACCGUUUCCAUGUUCUGAGUGUGGGAAAUGUUUUACUCGAAAAUCACUGCUUGUUGAACAUUUGAGAAUUCACACAGGUGAGAAACCAUUUCCAUGUUCUGAGUGUGGGAAAUGUUUUGCACAAAAAUCAGCUGUAAUUGAACAUAAGAGAACUCACCCUGGUGAGAAACCAUUUCCAUGUUCUGAGUGUAGAAAAUGUUUUACACACAAAUCAUAUCUUGUUAGACAUCAGAGAAUUCACAUAGAGGAACACAGGGGUCUGUACAAGGACGUGAUGAUGGAGAAUCACCGGCCCCUCACAUCACUGGAUGGGCCCAGCAACAGAGAUACCCCAGAGAGAUGUCCCCGUCCUCUGUAUUCCCAGGACUGUACAGAGGAGAAUCACAGGAUCCCACAGGAGGAUCAGGGUGAAGAUCUGACUAAUAUAAAGGGAGAAGAAGAGACGUAUGUGGCUGAUAUGAGGCCAGCAGAUACAGAGGGAGAAGAAGAGACGUAUGUGACUGAUAUGAAGGCAGAAGAUAUAGAGGGAGAAGAAGAGACGUAUGUAACUGAUAUGAAGGUAGAAGAUACAGAGGGAGAAGAAGAGACGUAUGUGACUGAUAUGAAGGCAGAAGAUAUAGAGGGAGAAGAAGAGACGUAUGUGACUGAUAUGAAGGCAGAAGAUAUAGAGGGAGAAGAAGAGACGUAUGUGACUGAUAUGAAGGCAGAAGGUAUAGAGAGAGAAGAAGAGACGUAUGUGACUGAUAUGAAGGCAGAAGAUACAGAGGGAGAAGAAGAGACGUAUGUGACUGAUAUGAAGGCAGAAGAUAUAGAGGGAGAAGAAGAGACAUAUGUGACUGAUAUAAAGGCAGAAGAUAUAGAGGGAGAAGAAGAGACGUAUGUGACUGAUAUGAAGGCAGAAGAUAUAGAGGGAGAAGAAGAGACGUAUGUGGCUGAUAUGACAGCAGAAGAUAUAGAGGGAGAAGAAGAGACGUAUGUGACUGAUAUGAAGGCAGAAGAUAUAGAGGGAGAAGAAGAGACGUAUGUGACUGAUAUGAAGGCAGAAGAUACAGAGGGAGAAGAAGAGACGUAUGUGACUGAUAUGAAGGCAGAAGAUACAGAGGGAGAAGAAGUGACAUACGUGACGGGUGAUCAGCAGUGUAAGGAGGAGAAAAUCCCUUCAGAUAUCAGCACAGGUGAAUGUAACAGAAGAAAUAUAUUGGCUGAACGUCCCAUUGUAUCUCCAGAUUGUGAAAUUGAAGCUAAAGACAUCAUGCAAGAUUCUCUGGAAGACCAUGUGAUCCCAAUUAUACAUCCAGUACCUCACAGUGCAGAUAUAUCAUCUCUUACCUGUAAUCAUGAGGAAAUCUCACCUGAUACCUCAGAUAUUGGUCCAUCUAUCACAGCUCUUAGAAUAGAUACGUCAUUUCCCAAUGAUGCACAUGACAUAUGUUUUACUCAGAGCAAGAUUAUUACCCAUCAGCCACCUAAGACAGGUGAGAGGCCAUUUCCAUGCUCUGAGUGUGGGAAAUGUUUUACAUACAAAUCACAGCUUGUUAAACAUGUGAGAUGUCAUACAGUUGAGAGGCCAUUUCCAUGCUCUGAGUGUGGGAAAUGUUUUAGACUGAAAUUAGAUCUUGUUAGACAUGAGAGAAGUCACACAGGUGAAAAGCCAUUUCCAUGCUCUGAGUGUACAAAAUGUUUUACUAAGAAGUCGAAGCUUGUUCAACAUGUGAGAUGUCAUACAGGUGAGAAGCCAUUUACAUGUUGUGAGUGUGCAAAAUGUUUUACUCAGAAGUCGAAGCUUGUUCAACAUGUGAGAUGUCAUACAGGUGAGAGGCCAUUUACAUGUUCUGAGUGUGGGAAAUGUUUUAGUUUCAAAGCAGAUCUUGUUAGACAUGAGAGAACUCACACAGGUGAAAAGCCAUUUUCAUGCUCUGAGUGUGGGAAAUGUUUUACACGCAAAUCAUAUCUUGUUGUGCAUGAGAGACAUCAUACAGGUGAGAGACCAUUUUCAUGCUCUGAGUGUACAAAAUGUUUUGCUGACAAAAUACAGCUUGUUAUACAUGAGAGAAAUCACACAGGUGAGAAGCCAUUUCCAUGCUCUGAGUGUAGAAAAUGUUUCAAACGCAAAUCAUAUCUUGUUACACAUCAGAGAAGUCACACAGGUGAGAAACCAUUUCCAUGCUCUGAGUGUAGAAAAUGUUUCAAACACAAAUCACAUCUUGUUACACAUCAGAGAAGUCACACAGGUGAGAAACCAUUUCCAUGUUCUGAGUGUGGGAAAUGUUUUACUCGAAAAUCACUGCUUGUUGAACAUUUGAAAAUUCACAUAGGUGAGAAACCAUUUCCAUGCUUUGAGUGUGGGAAAUGUUUCAGACAGAAAUCAAAUCUUGUUAGACAUCAGAUAAAUCACACAGGUGAGAAACCAUUUCCAUGCUCUGAGUGUGGGAAAUGUUUUAGACUGAAAUCAAAUCUUGUUAGACAUGAGAGAAGUCACACAGGUGAAAAGCCAUUUCCAUGCUCUGAGUGUACAAAAUGUUUUACUCAGAAGUCGAAGCUUGAUCAACAUGUGAGAUGUCAUACAGGUGAGAAGCCAUUUACAUGUUCUGAGUGUAGAAAAUGUUUUACACACAAAUCAUAUCUUGUUAGACAUCAGAGAAUUCACAAGUGAGAGGCCAUUUCCAUUUUCUGAAUGUUGAAAAUGUUUUAUACACAAAUCACAGCUUGUUAUCAGAGAAGUCACACAGGUGAGAGGCCAUUUUCAUGCUCCGAGUGUGGGAAAUGUUUACACACAAAUCCACUCAAUAUUUUUAGAGAGGAUAUUCUAGAGUUGGCUUUCAAAUAAAAGAACAAAAUACAACUUCAUUAAUAAAGGGAAUGGAAAAAUGAUAAAGAGAGUUUACAAAAAUAUUUGUUUAAUUUGUAUAAAAAAAGCAAACCCCAUUGAGGUGACCUAAUUAAAAUUUAUAAAUAUAUUUGAGAAACAUACAAAGAUUUAACAAGCACAUCACACUAUGCUCAUGUACAAUUGUACCAUUAUUUUUAUGAUUGUAUUUUGUUCUUGAUUUAAUAUUAUUUUUAUUAAUACUUUACAAACAAUAUAGUACGGGCAAUUUGUUACAUGUUACUGGCGCUGUGCAGACUCUGUGUAGAUAUAGAAAAAUGUGGAGACUUUGUAUAAAACAUUUAAUAAUCAAAGUGUAACUUUCAAUAUUAGAAAAUGUCAUUUGCAUAAAAAAAUCUCAAUAUAGCAGAGAUUAAAAAUAGGAUUAUACUGGAGUCCUAAUACAAUGGGGGUAUAGAUGGGGUCC
This is a messenger RNA of Pseudophryne corroboree (corroboree frog), 5845 nucleotides long. RefSeq lists its product as uncharacterized. Bases 127 to 5205 code for a protein of 1692 amino acids. The record is from RefSeq and is a predicted model, not a curated record. The transcript is spliced from 11 exons. NCBI's taxonomy places the organism in Eukaryota, Metazoa, Chordata, Amphibia, Anura, Myobatrachidae.